Chilo suppressalis (striped riceborer) is the source of this 2794-nucleotide messenger RNA. Lineage: Eukaryota; Metazoa; Arthropoda; Insecta; Lepidoptera; Crambidae. The record is from the annotation of a GenBank genome assembly.
UCUGUGAAGCUUCUAAAUGCAAAAAUAUUUAAAGUAUAAAUUGAAUUGAACUAAAUAUAGUGUACAACAUGAAAGAAAUCGAUAUAAAUAUAGAGGGCUACAAUGUGAAUGGAAUAUGUGUCGGUUGUUUGAACUACAACCGUAAAAUGGUUUAUCACAAAGACAUCAAAGAGUGUUUCAAUAAAUUGGCUGAUAUUGAUAUUCCUGAUGGUCUGUCAGUGCAGGUUUGCUGGGAAUGCUUUGCAAACAUCAAGAGAAUAUGUCAGUUCCGAACACAGAUCUUCAAAUCUUACGAAAUACUCAUUAAUUAUUCUAGACAGCAUACAUUUCUGAAUUCGCCAUCAGACUUUACAAAGCAUUCAACUACUCGUCUAUGUACAGCAAGUGUAGCAGUUGAAUGUAUUACUCCACCAUCGACAUUAUCAACUGAGAAUGAAGACAAUGUGGACAAGUUGCCUAUCAAAUAUGAAUCGGUAGCUGAGCCUCUAAAAGAAGAAGAGGAACCCUUCAAUGAAUACGAAGAUAUUCCAAUAGAGUAUGAACAUAAUGAGGUCCAGUCACAAGAUGAUAUAGUGAAAGAUGAGUUGUCAUCGGAAGAUGAUGUGCAACUGUCAGAGUUGAAACAAAAGAAGCAGAGAAGGGAGAGAAGUAAAAAGAUCAAAAAGCACAGAAAAAGCAGUAGUGAUAAGCCAAAACUCACAGAGAAAUCUUCACCAAGUAAUCCUCAGAAGAAACUAAAAAACCUUCCAUCGAACCUUGUCGAAGUCUACACAAUGACGGAAGACGAAAUGUGGACUGUCAGAUCAGAAGACCAGGAAAAUAAGUACUUGACGAGGCUAAGGACGAAGUGUCUGCAGUGCCUGAUGACUUUCAACUCUGAGAAGCAUGAGGCAGAGCAUAUGGCUGCUAAGCAUAAACCGAAAGGCGAAGAUUGCUUGCAGUGCGACGUUUGCAAGUCUUACUUUCUAACGAAAGACCACCUGUCGGCGCAUAGGAAUCUGCACCUAACCGCGUAUAGAUGUAAGGAGUGUGACGUCAGAACUUCAGUGAAAGCGAUAAUCAGACGUCACAUUAAGAUCCACCAAGGGGAUGUCAGAGAGUUUCAAUGCAAGAACUGUGAUAAGUUAUUUACUACUAGAUCUAAACUUUCUUACCACCAAAGCAAAUACCACAAGGAGAAAUUGCAAUGCGACUGCUGCGGCAAAGUGUUUGCGAGCAAAAUGACACUUAAAUACCAUAUCAAAGUUUUGGCUAAAGACGAUAAACCCAAAGAGAAACUUAAUAUUCCAUGCAAAGGAUGUAACAAAGUGUUCCACUCAAAGAAGAGUUAUAGGGCUCAUGUCGUCAUCCACAACGGUAUCACGUAUCCGUGCCCUAUAUGCGGAAAACUGUUCCAAUGGAAGAGGAAUCUCGCCCGUCACACCCGGAACCAUAGAGAAAGGGACGCGGGAGCUUUGCACGAAUGCAGGGAGUGCGGUAAAACGUUCUCCAGUCGAGACUGUUAUAAUAACCAUAUGAAGCUGAGCAAACGGCAUGUUCCAGAGGAUGCGUAUGUGCACGAAUGCAAUUAUUGUGGAAAAAAAUUCGCGACAAAAUGGUGUAUGGUUGACCACAUAGACUGGGACCAUUUGAAAGUAAUAAAGUACCAAUGCAGUGUCUGUUUUAAGCCUUUCAAAACAGCCAAGAUAAUGGUGGCCCACAUGAACAACAUACACGAAGGUAAAAAGAGUAAAGAACCCGAAGGAGAACACCUGUGUGAAGUUUGCGGCAAGUCGUAUAAGACUGUGAAACGGUUGAAAGGCCACGUUUGGGCGAUGCAUACAAACAGAUCUUCUAGUAAGAACUACAAGUGUAAACUGUGUCCGGCCACUUUCGCUUGGCAAACCUCCAUCUAUAAACAUAUGAAGAUGAUGCACGACAACAAGAGGAACAAGCAAUCCCGUUUACCACCUGUGAAGAAACAAGAUCCGUUCCCGGAAAUAAAUUACUUCCAACAAAACAGUCUCGUCCAAAACAUAGUUUUAGUAGCGCAACCCGCAGUACCAACUCACAUUGUAUAAUGAAACUCAAGAAAAAAAUAGUUUUAUGCACGCGAUAAAGUAUGUGAAGCGACUUUUGAUAAGGCUGCAAUUGGGAUGGUUGAACGAUUAAAGUUUUUGAGUUUUAUUAAGCUACAGAAAGCUUGCGUCCCUUUGUAAUAUUUACAGAUGUCGUCUGCAGUUGAAACUUAAAUAACAGUUUUAUGUAGUAUGUACGCGAUAAAAGUGUGUGUAACGACUUAUGAAAAGGCUGCAAUUGGGAUGGGUGAGCAAUAAAAGAUAUUGAGAUUCUCCUUCGUUUUAAGAAGCUAUGGAUGUCUAUUGUGGCCGUAUAAUAUCUACAGUCGGCAACAGACAGUUUUCCGCUUUGGUUAAUCCGCACUGUGGGCCACGAGGUGGUUCAUGGCCCAUUUUCCCUAUUCCAUCCAUAGGGAAUGCCAAUGCCCCAACAGUGAGGACAUUAGUAGGCUGAUUAUGACGAUGUAUCAGUGGAAAUUUCUCAAAUUUCAUUCCGUAGUUGAGUGAAACAAAAUUUAAAUUAAAUAGUAAUAAUUAUUAAGUUUACAAAAUCUCAUUUAGAAAUAAUAAUAGCUUUAUGUACUUGCCAUACUUAUUUAUAAGGUACUUAAUUAUUUAAUAGAUGGUAAUACUUUUAAGUGGAUCAAUAUUUUUUAUACAAAAUUAAAAAUAAAUGAAUUUUAAAUAUUCACGUAUCGUUUCAUUUUACGCAUUGACAAUGUCUCGUUAAUGAUGCG